UGAGCGCGCUCUGUAGGUACGCAGAACAAGACGGCUGUUAAGUCUAUUAGACACGUCUUAUUAUUGAUAAAGAAGGUGCAACACCAGCCGUGGUAGCAAACAAACGUGGGAAUCAGUGUUUUUUUUAUCGCCGUGGGUCUGGACCUAGCGCUCGCUACCAACUCAGCUGCCGUGUCCCCGGAGCUUUGGCGCGGAACAAUGCCUGGCAACGCAGCGGUGACAGUGGCGCUCCCAGCCGCCGCAGCGGCUCCUCAGAAGUCGUACCCUUUUGUUUUAAAGAAGAUCAUGGACAUCCCACCUCCUAAUAUCCUGGAGGAAGGGGACGACGAAAUAGAGAAGGAAAAGCAGAGCUCCUCUGAGAAUGUGGAAGGAGGUGGCGCCGUGGCGUCCGGCGCUGGUGGAGGCUCUAGAGGAGGAGGUGGCGGAAGUGGUGGGGGUGCUACCGGUGGAGGAGUGUCAGCCUCCCUGACCCCGGCCAUCUGGGAGAAGACCAUCCCUUACGAUGGCGAGACCUUCCACCUGGAGUACAUGGACCUGGAUGAGUUUCUCCUGGAGAACGGGAUCCCUGUGAGUCUGGAGGAAGAGGAGCUACAGAAGACCCUGGCCUUAGUGGACACCAAAGGCAAACCCGUUCCCAAAGUUGUCGCUCUGGCUCCCGCUGCACCAGUCGCUGCCCCUCUGGCUGCUGCUGCCACGGAAGUCUCCGCCCCGGCGCCGCCCGCCCCUUCUCCCUCCGAGGCUACUUCGGAUGUGGAGGAAACCGUGACGGUCACAACGCUGCAGCCAGCCAAAUUAGAAAAGGAGGAAGAGGAGGAAGGACAGGAGGAGGAGGAACGUUUGACUGAGGAAGCACCAGCAGAAGCUGAAGUGAAGAAAACAGAUUGUAAAGCUAAUGAGCGAAACACGCCGUCCCCCAUUGACCCAGACGCCAUUGAGGUGGACAUCAAUUUCCAGCCGGAUCCCACGGACCUGGUCCUCUCCAGCGUUCCUGGGGGAGAGCUGUUCAACCCCCGCAAGCACAAGUUCUCUGACGAGGAGCUGAAACCCCAGCCGAUGAUCAAGAAAGCCAAGAAGGUUUUUGUUCCUGACGAACAAAAGGAUGAGAAAUACUGGUCCAGGAGGAAGAAGAACAACGUGGCGGCAAAGCGGUCUCGUGAUGCGCGGCGGCUGAAGGAGAACCAGAUCACGGUGCGCGCCUCCUUCCUGGAGCGGGAAAACGCCGCGCUGAGGCAGCAGGUUGCUGAGCUGCGGAAGGACUGCGGGCGGUGCAAGAACGUCUUAGCCCGCUACGAAGCCAAGUAUGGCCCUCUGUAGGGAGAAACGAAGAAAAGGAGAACAAUGACAUAAACAGAAAUCUAGAAUCCAUGCAGCAUCAAUGAGACAGAAGCAGAACUCCCUUCCCCGCAGAAUCCCAACACAGACACAAACCUAAAUUUGCACUGUUGUCUUCACCAACCUCCAGUCACUGCGUCGAGCUCCAGCUGACGCCUCUUAACAUGAUGCAGGAGUUUUGGACACACGCUGGGCGGCGGCGGGGUGCGAUGGGAGCGGUGGUCGAUGGAUGGCCUGUGGAGAGCGCCUGGCUCCUACACUGAGAGAAGAGGUGGACUGUGUGUGUGGGGUGGGGGGGGGGGCACACAGGUGUCCCCCUGGGAGAGUCAUGGCAUGUAAAAAAAAAAAAAGAGCAAGCUGGUACAACAGAAUCACACACCUCAGCUUUACCGCCACACUCUGGUUCUUAGAGGACCAAGUCGUAAAUAGGCUCAAUCAGGCUAAAUAAACGAGCAAGAGUUAGAUUCAUGUUGGUACUUCCAGCUAAAAGGCCGAGGGACCAGAGGAAGGUCGGGGCGGGCUGUCAUCGGUGGGUUUCAGUCCCAAUUCUUCCCGGUGUACACACUAAAACAGCAUCUGAGACAUCUGUGUGUGUAUAUACAGUCGAUUUUCUGUACUGUCGUGUUAGUGUGUGUAAUUCAUCAUUGCACUUUUUACCCUGAAAAAAAAACAAACACACACGUUUGCUAUGUGAGAACGGGUAGCAGUUUGCCGUCUUGUUCACAGUAAAAACAAAGACGGGGGGGGGGGGGGGGGGAAAAAAAAACAGCAGCUUCCACCUGGGGGUGGGGGAAACGUGACCUGCAGUUUAAAGCUACUGUGAUGAAAUCUUAGUUUCCUUUUCUACUGAUCUCGAAUCAGCUUUCAAAGCCGCUAAUAAAAUCAGAGAUGUGUAAAAACGACGUUGUUACAAAUCAAGAAAGCAAUGUUGUUUUUUUACGUUUGAUGGCCUAAGUGUGAGGAACUCAAAGGCCCUCACCUGUGGAGGGGUAUGUUAAUAUGUAGAGAUGUUUAUUUUACUGCACACUGCAAGUAGAGGGCGCUAGAGUCACUGUCUCCUCACCAAAGGUGUAGUGACAGAGAUUUUUCUUUUCCUACCUUUUUAUAAACAUGUAGCCACGCCCAGAGCCUGUGUGCUUGUAAAUAUUUAUGUAUCAGGGUUUCAAUUCCCUAAGGCAGGGACUCUUACUUUGUCUUUGUUAACCCAAUAAUAUCCUAACGUUUUCCAAAUAACGAGUGCUGUAUUCGUUCUAUUGGUAACACACAUGUUAAUUGUGAUGUAUAACAAUAAGUCAGACAAAAACUUUUUUUUUCCUUUUAAGAAACAGCUACACUAUGAAAGCAGAGACGGAGCAGGGAACAGGGAUCAAACAGAUUUUCAAAUUUUAAUUUAUUUUGUCCUCGUGCACAGAUGCUUAGGACAGUCUGCUUUACCCCAUCCUCUUCUUAUCAGGGCCGGUCCAAGGUUUUGAGUAGACCUUGAUUUAGGGACCCACUCGCAAUUAAACCUCCCACCAUGUUCUGUGUUCAUUGUUUAUUUAAAGCAACAAUUUAUUAAAUAAAUAUGGAUAAUUUAGGGUAAAUAUUUUAGAGCAGGUUAAAUCAAACAAAAUCAUAGCGGUGGCGUUAGUUUUCCCCACGUAUUCUAUCUGGCGGUCCGGCCCUGUGCGUUGUAGCUCAAUGCAGAAUGAAUGGAAACCCAAAGAAGUGGUCAAGUUUAACUGGCUAUGCAUAGAGAAAUUUCUGAAAAUUGAUAAAUGCAUGUUGUAAAUUAUUUGCAAUGGAUGCAGUGUGCAGUGACCCCAGCUCAGACAAAACUUUAAAUUUCUUAUAAAUUCCUCUAUUCAAAUCUAAUAAACCUAAUCUAUUACAAUCAAUACAAAAAUAAAAAUGACUUAUGAUAAAUAGUGAUAAACUGUGACUAACAUUACUCAAAACUAAAUUUCCCCUUGUGUGAAGACAUGUAACAUUUUUCAGUUAAAAAACAAAAUAAAAUACAACUUUAAUAAAAAAAUAAAUAAUUACACAUUAUGAAAUUGUUUUAAUUUGCAACUCUAACAUGGCUAUCACACUAAAGUUCCCUUUGAGUAAAAGUUAUACAUUUGUCCAUCUUUAUAAAAACAAAUAAUAGUUUGAUUGUGAUUUUGAACUGAAGAAUUUGAAAUUCUUUUAAGCUUGAAUCUCUGAAAACAGCUAAUCGAAAAAUAGUCCCAUUUCUCAUAAAUUUGACAGCAAACAUCUUCUGAAACAUAAACUGUAAAUAACACCAUAAUGUAAGGGCUCUUGGGGGCCCUCUGCUGGCCUGGGGGUCCAACGCAGUGGCUUAGUUUGCCUUUGGCUCGGGCCGGCUCCACUUACCCACUCUGAUUGGAUCAAUUUUGGCAGAGCUAUAAAAGUUGGGUUGGUUGAGGAAGAAAGCACCUAAAAGGCAGGUUAGUUUUAAUUGGUUAAAACUUUGGUCGAGUGCUUUUUGCCAAAGUGGCUUAGUCUGAUCCUAAUUUUGCAUCACAGACUGUUAGGGGUUUCUACAUUUACUACAUCGACUGGUUUGGGCUCAUAGUCACCGUAGUGUUGGACAGAUAAUUAAUGUGGCAAUAAUACUCUGUUAUGUAAUGCCUGUUUCAUUUUAAUUAAUGUUAUCUGUAAAAUUUGCUAUAAUGUACUGAAUAGAAAUGUCCCAAAGUCAUUGUGCUUCCAGUUUUUGGUCCUCUUUCCUUAAGGAUCCUAAUGCAUGAAACCCAGUGAGGCUUGUGUUUAUUUUCUCUUGUAAAUGUCACACCAAGUGUACUUAUGUCUGUAAAACCAUCACUAAAGAUAGGAUGUGUUUUUGGAUGCCUAGGAUAAUUGUUCUGUUUAAAAAAAAAAAGAAAAAGUCCUCUGCUUACGAUGGGCACAACAGCACCAUCUGUCUCAGAGAUCAUCAGCUGAAAACGGUGUCUUUUUCUAACUAUUAUAAGGAUUGACUUCUAUUUGCUACAGAUGGAUUUAUGCCUACAUUAUACACUGGAUCAGUUGGUGCUUUCUGUGUUUUCAUAAAGGGUAAAAACUUUCUUGACAGUGUAGUAUAAAAUACAUUUUCAGGCAUUGUGCAUUGUUUUUCUUUAUGCCUUUUGGACAGCACUGUAGUUUCGGAGUGCAAACAUGUUUUUAAUUGAAUAAAAAUAUAUUUGGCCUAUAAAUGAGUGAUAAUUUAAUGCCAUCAGGGCUAUUUUUAGAUAAGACAAACAUAUAUAUAUAUAUUAAAUAUGUUACAGAAAGUGUCAUACACAGCAUGUAGCAGUCUUUAAUUCUGAUGUAUAGCACCUUAAAAUGAUUUAUAAUGUAAGAAAACAUGAGAUUACAAGUUACAGAUGCUCAAUUUAUACAAAUGGCAGCUUGUUUUUUUUUUUUGUUUUUUUUUUUGAAGGGGAAAAAAGCAGCAGUCCAUCACAGACUUAAUCGAUGAGCUCUACAAAUUAAUUUCUCCCCCUUUAACCAAAGCAGUUAUUUUCUGACCAAGAGCUACAAAAAAAAAGAAAAGAAAAAAAAGGAGAAUAGCCGAUAGGAGAAUAUGGUAAUGCUAUUGAGUAGAAAAUCAGUUUGUUCAAUUUUCAACAAAGUUAUAUCCUGAAAUCAGGUUGGAAUGAGAAUCUGCAUCAGUUCAACAUUAUUGUUUACUCUCCGCAGUACCUGCAGUACUCCUGGGAAAAUAUCUUUAAUGAAAUGUUUUUUAUGUGUUGCUUUCUUCUCUUUUUAUAUAAAGAUGUUUUUUGUAUUACCACUAUCUGAUACAUGCAGCUGUAAUACUAUGUAACUGUACCUUGUUAUAUGCAUAUAAAAUAAAGUGGAAUUUAAUGAUGUCCAGC
Fundulus heteroclitus (mummichog) is the source of this 5177-nucleotide messenger RNA. RefSeq names its product TEF transcription factor, PAR bZIP family member b (gene tefb). Lineage: Eukaryota; Metazoa; Chordata; Actinopteri; Cyprinodontiformes; Fundulidae. Gene Ontology annotation, molecular function: DNA-binding transcription factor activity, RNA polymerase II-specific; RNA polymerase II cis-regulatory region sequence-specific DNA binding. Gene Ontology annotation, cellular component: nucleus. The record is from RefSeq and is a predicted model, not a curated record. The coding region runs from base 199 to 1314 and encodes 371 amino acids. Gene Ontology annotation, biological process: regulation of transcription by RNA polymerase II. The transcript has 4 exons.